AUGAAGUACAUCCAAACCGAGCAAUUUGUUGAAGUCCCACAAGGUGUUACCGUCAACAUCAGAUCCAGGGUUGUCAAGGUCACUGGUCCAAGAGGUACUCUAGUCAAGAACUUGAAGCACAUUGAUGUUACUUUCACCAAGGUCAAUGAGAGACAAAUCAAGGUUGCUGUCCACAACGGUGACAGAAAGCACGUCGCUGCUUUGAGAACCGUCAAGUCCUUGGUUGACAACUUGGUCACUGGUGUCACCAAGGGUUACAAGUACAAGAUGAGAUACGUUUACGCGCAUUUCCCAAUCAACGUCAACGUUGUUGAAAAAGACGGCAAGAAGUUUAUCGAAAUCAGAAACUUCUUGGGUGACAAGAAGGUCAGAUUGGUGCCAGUCAGAGAGGGUGUUAACGUCGAAUUUUCUACCAAUCAGAAGGACGAAAUGGUCUUGUCCGGUAACUCUGUUGAAGACGUUUCCCAAAACGCUGCUGAUGUUCAACAAAUCUGCCGUGUCAGAAACAAGGAUAUCCGUAAGUUCUUGGAUGGUAUCUACGUCUCCGAAAAGGGUGUCAUUAAUGAGGAAGCUUAA
Torulaspora globosa is the source of this 576-nucleotide messenger RNA. It is a transcript of the gene RPL9A, whose product is annotated as 60S ribosomal protein uL6. Bases 1 to 576 code for a protein of 191 amino acids. Lineage: Eukaryota; Fungi; Ascomycota; Saccharomycetes; Saccharomycetales; Saccharomycetaceae. The record is from RefSeq and is a predicted model, not a curated record. Gene Ontology annotation, cellular component: ribosome; cytosolic large ribosomal subunit. Gene Ontology annotation, biological process: cytoplasmic translation. The transcript has a single exon. Gene Ontology annotation, molecular function: rRNA binding; structural constituent of ribosome.